GGUCUUUACUGACAAUAUUCUUUUAAAACUAGGAGCAGUUUGUUGCAAAAUGGUUGAUUGUGGUGGAAAAUGGUUUCUAAUUAUUCCACUGUUUUUAUUUUUUAUGGAAUGUUUAUGUAUUUAUAAUGGUUUAGAGUCAUCAGCUGAUUAGGAUCAUCCUCGCAUGGGCAGAUAUUAAAAUUUAGUCCAAUCAAAACAGCAUUGCCCUAAUCUUAUCUUUUUGUAUUUCAGCAAAUGCUGAUUAAACAGCAGGAUCGAAUCGAGGACCGGGUUCAGGACAUAGAAGAGCAGCUCUACAAACUAGAAUCUGACAAAUGUCUCAUGGAAGACAAAGUGCAGCACCUGAAGGAGGAGGUGCAGCUGCAGUAUCAGAAAAUGCAGCAGCUCUUGGAGGAGGAUCUGGGGAAGACCCUGGAGGUCCUGGAUAAAGCCCAUUCCAAGUUCUGCCAGGAGAACUCGGCGCAGGCCCUGCAGCUUCACCAGAAACAGCAAGAGGCUAAGAAACUGCUCAGCUCCAUCCAGAUGGUUUUCGAUAAGGCAGAGGACAUCGGUUUUAUGAAGAACACAAAAUCUGUGAAAAUACUAAUGGACAGGUCUCAGUCGUAUGUGGGCAGCACAUUGUCAUCGUACAAAGUGGGCAGCCUCAACUCCAAACUCUUUCUGUCUGAAAUCUCUAAAAGAGAGAAGAACCUCUGCAAGAUGCUGGAAGCUCCGUUCAGCGCUCCAGCAAACUUUUUCCAGAGUAUUCCGGCGUACCUUUGCGAGAAGCGCAGACACUCAGUGGCGUUCCCCGAAGGCAGCGGCAGUAGCCGAGCUGGCGCUAGCUUCAUGGACUCAUCCUCAUCAGGCCCUGCGGCUGCCAAGCAGCCGUGCCUGAGUCUCACUCAGGGCUCUGCCCCAGGCGAAGGUCAGUCCUCCCAGCAUGCUCUAGGGCCAUGUGGCUCCACCCAACACGUAGGAAGCAGCAGCUCAGCCUCCGGCUCUCAACCCUUACCGCACUCUGCCUCGGUGUUCCCGCACUCCCAUUACCCAAACGGCAGCUCCUCCCAGCUGCCCCAGUAUGGAGCGCGGAAGAUCCUGAUGUGCACGGUCGAUAACUGUUACUGCUCAGGGGUGCCCUCCGUGUCCAACCACCGCGGACAUCCACCCUACCCUCGAUCCAGCUCUUUCCCCUGGCCAGUGAGCUCGCAGGAGUACUCCCAUGCCCCUCUGCCCUCGGCCCCGGCCAUGUCCCAGUCUCUCCAGAGCUUGUCCAUGCGUGACUGGAUCGACGCCUCUCAGUCGCACAGGCACACUGACUUCUACAGCCUCUACGGCCAGUCUUCCACCAAGCAUUACGUCACCAGUUAACCCCUGCUCCAGUGACUGCUGCCAGUCACCAGAUGGGGCAUCCUUUUCCACUGAGAGAUGUCUUAAAGAGAUGCAUGUGGGGCAUUUUUAUACGCAGACCUCAUCAAUCAUUUAGAAUGAACUGCUGAAGUCCGAGAGCAGCGAAAAAGAAAGUUAAUAUCACAAAGUCAAGCAUAGCUUUGCACAUUAUUUAGGCACUAAUGGUGUUGUGAUUAUGUACGAUGAACGCAAGUUUCUCUUCUAAAAAAAUAACACUUGAUGCUUGCAAGAGAUGCAGAAAUGGAGGAUGUUGUCAUUUGUUGAAUCAUCAAUAAUGUUGCACUUUCUUUGUAAGACCCAAAUUUCGCAAUUACCAUUGACUCAUAAGGCGAAACGAUGGAAGUCAGCAGUAAAACCAUUAAGUUGGCUCUUAAUGAAACUUAAGAUGAUUUACUGUUGUGAGAAUUGAAGCCCAUGAUGUUUUAUUAACUUCACAUGGUUGUCGUUUGUUAGAACACCCAUGUGCAGUCUGUAUAGUUUCCCAGCCUUCCAUAUUUCAGCUUUCAUUUGGUUUAAAUUGGAGUCUGUGGUCAUUUUAUUUGUCACAAAUAGCACAAGCACAUGUUAAUUUGAACCGUUUUUAACCAACCCGGAAACUGGAACAGCACAGCAUUGUCAUCGCCGCCAUUGUUCGCCAUUUCGCUUGACCUUCCCUACUGAUUGCAGCUUUUUAAUGGAAAUGCCCUUCACCUCGGUUCGCAGUCCUCUCCUUAGGCUUCCAAAUUAACAGAGAAAGCACCUCCACCCACAGCCUUCAAUCUGGUCCCCAUCCAGACAGUGCUGUGUCUCUCUCACGCCCUUCAAAGCCACAGAAACACCCCCCUGUACAUCCUGUAUGUUAAAUGCAGGAUGCAUUGGUUUCGCAUUCUUUCGUUUACCCGUGGCCUCUCAUUAUAUCUGACUCUUCAGCGCAAAAAUGUCAGCCGAAGACGAAACGGCCUGUGUUCAGAGGGUCAUGGUGCACUUGAUGCCUCCGCAUUUACUGUCAAUGCUGUAAUUGUUCUUCCUUGUGUUUCAUGCCGUUUCCGGCUCCAAGCAACGGAGCCUCUGGCUUCCUGUUUGUUACUGAGUGCAUGUGGAAAAGAGUUUAUGAGCACUCGUAGAAAAAUAAUAAAACUGCUAGCAGUAAUAAAAUUACUUUUGAAACAGGGAUUACGUUUUUUUUGGUUUCUUUUUUUUAUUUAGUUUUUUUAGAUCUACUUAAGAGAAACAGCGACCAAUGAGCGUUAUGUAACUAACUGAAUUCUUGGGAUAAAAUGGAGGGAUUUUCUGUUGUAAAUAUUUUGUGAAAUGAAAAAGAAAGACUUGUAAUUUGGAAAGAUCCUUGUUCAAAUAAAUGCUAAUUUCAAGUUUA
Molecule: messenger RNA, 2743 nt
Organism: Carassius auratus (goldfish)
Lineage: Eukaryota; Metazoa; Chordata; Actinopteri; Cypriniformes; Cyprinidae
Product: E3 ubiquitin-protein ligase TRIM8-like
Exons: 5
Coding region: 235-1350 (371 amino acids)
Source: RefSeq, a predicted model, not a curated record